Molecule: messenger RNA, 1539 nt
Organism: Lodderomyces beijingensis
Lineage: Eukaryota; Fungi; Ascomycota; Pichiomycetes; Serinales; Debaryomycetaceae
Source: the annotation of a GenBank genome assembly
AUGGCUCCUUCAGCAUCCACCAGCGGCAACGGCGUGAAACCGGCAAAGAAACAACUCAAGCUCUUUGCGUUCGAGAUGGGUUGUUCGGGACUCCAGGCUCCUGGGCUUUGGAAACACCCCAAGGACAGAUCACGCAACUACAACACGAUAGAAUACUGGACCUCGCUUGCGAAGCUAUUGGAGCGCGGCAAGUUCAAUGGGUUAUUCAUCGCGGAUGUCAUGGGACCCUAUGACGUUUACAACGGGCCCGCCAACUUUGAAGCUGCCGCGAUAUCGGGCGCUCAGUUCCCGACGCUUGAGCCUAGCACAGUCGUGUCCGCGAGUGCUGCCGUCACCAAGAACUUGGCGUUUGGGUUGACGUUUGCCACCAUUGCUGAACAGCCCUACCACUUGGCCCGUCGAUUGGGCAGUUUGGACGCGUUGACUCAGGGGCGAGUAGGAUGGAAUGUCGUUAGCUCAUACUUGGAUAGCGCGGCACGGAAUUUGUUGAAUGGUGAAGGCUUGCCUCCGCACGCCGAGAGAUAUGAGCGUGCCGAGGAGUACAUCAAUGUCAUUUACAAGUUGUUCUUGAGCAGCUGGAGUGAUGACGCGGUGGAGCUCAAGGAUGGUGUGUUCACCAACCCGGAAAAAGUCAGACGCAUCGACCAUGAGGGCAAAUACUUCAAAGUCCCCGGUCCUGCUGUUGUUGAACCGAAUUUGAACCAAAGGUUGCCGGUGAUUAUCCAAGCUGGUACCAGUAGCGCCGGCAAGAAUUUCGCUGCUCAACACGCUGAAGUUGUGUUUAUCACAACGUUCUCACCUGAGGCCUUGGGCAAGCAGAUCAAGGACAUCAAGAGAAUCGCCGCUGAGAAGUACGCUAGACCCGAAGGGUCAAUCAAGUUUUUGCAGUUAAUCACUCCCAUCAUUGGUGCCACGGAAGAGGAGGCCGAGGCUAAAUACAAAGAGUAUCAAAGUUUUGGCGACAUUGAAGGUGCCCAGGCUUUGUUUUCCGGUUGGACGGGGAUCGAUAUCUCGCAGUACCAAUACGGAGAAGAUAUCACUGCCGUGGGGACAAAUGCCGUCAAGUCGUUUUUGGAGCUUUGGAACAAGAAGGCGCCCGGUGAGCCUGAGCACGUGAAAAAGACGAGAGAGCACGUUGCGAGACAAAUCACCGUUGGUGGUCUUGGACCGGUGUUUUUUGGAACCGCGCAAACGGUUGCCGAUGAAAUUGAACGGUGGGUUGACAUUUCAGGGGUCGAUGGGUUCAACAUCACCUACGCGGUCCAACCGCAGACUUUUGAAGAUGUCGUUGACUUUUUGAUUCCCGAGUUGCAGAAACGCAAUCUCUUUUGGGACGAGUACCCCGAGCAUGCCGAUGGAUCUCCUUUAACUUUUAGAGAGCAGGUGUUUGGCGAUGCUGACGGGAGAAGCGAUUUGGGGUUUGUUGCUGAGACCCAUCCUGCUCAUAAGUUGAGGUGGAGGGCCGGUGAGACUAAGGAUGAGUUUGAGAGAAGGUUGGGGAAAAAGAGAAAGCUUGAAGGUGGGGAAGAUGAGAAAUAA